AGGAAAAAGAAAAAUAAAAAGAGAAAAAGAAACCCGCGCAUUAAGUGAUAAUAAAGUAGCGGCAAUCAGUUUUAAAAUUGUGUGCCAGCUUAUGCAAAUGUAAAAGUCGCUUAAGAGCCAAUUCCCCAAAAUAUUUCUCAAGGCAAAAAGAAAAGUUAAGCAAGAAAAAGCCGCCAUUUAAGUGUGCUGUGUGUGACCAACAAAAGCAACAACCGCCUACUCUUACAAGCCGCAAAAAAAAAGAAAAAGGAAAAUAUAUGUAAGGAAAAUCUCGAGGAGUGCCAGCAACUGUAAGCCACAAAUGAACAGCGACAAAUGCUUGGCCCGUUUUUUUGCAGGACAAAUUAUGCAAAUGCUGCGCUAAGUGCAGCGAAAUGCUCGCAAUGCCAGCGACGACAAGCAAGGACUACAGACAGUGCACGAAAUAAGCGGAAUUGCGGAAUUAGUAGCGGCAGCAAGGGGAGUCCUGUUCCGCAGGAAUAGCAAGGAUAUAACAAUAACAACAAGGCAGCGGCAGCUACAGCGGCAGCAGCAGCAGCAGCAAUAUCAACGGGCUGCAAAAUGCGCUAUGGCUUAAAGUUGAGCUGCCUUUGGCCAAGCUUUUUAUUAUGGCUAACAUGGAGCAGCGAUGGCGGCGGGGGAGCAGCAGGAGGAGGACGAGGAGUCAGCGCGCAGCCAUCAUUAACCGAGAAAAUCCCAUUAGGUGCCAUCUUCGAGCAAGGAACCGACGAGGUGCAGUCGGCCUUUAAGUAUGCGAUGCUCAACCACAACCUGAACGUCUCCUCCCGGCGGUUCGAACUGCAGGCCUAUGUGGAUGUGAUCAAUACGGCGGAUGCCUUCAAGCUCUCCCGAUUGAUUUGCAAUCAAUUCUCACGUGGCGUAUACUCGAUGCUGGGUGCCGUUUCGCCCGACUCCUUUGAUACCCUGCACUCGUAUUCGAACACCUUCCAGAUGCCCUUCGUGACACCCUGGUUUCCCGAAAAGGUGCUUACGCCAUCGUCGGGCUUCCUCGACUUUGCCCUCAGCAUGCGCCCGGAUUAUCAUCAGGCCAUCAUUGAUACAAUACAAUUUUAUGGCUGGCGCAAAAUAAUUUAUCUCUACGAUUCCCACGAUGGUCUGCUGCGCCUACAGCAAAUAUACCAGGGCCUGAAGCCCGGCAACGAGUCCUUCCAAGUGGAGCUGGUCAAGCGCAUCUCGAACGUGAGCAUGGCCAUCGAGUUCCUGCACACUUUGGAGCAGAUCGGCCGCUUCGAGAACAAGCACAUCGUCCUGGACUGCCCCACGGAGAUGGCCAAGCAAAUACUCAUCCAGCAUGUGCGCGACCUGCGCCUGGGCCGCCGCACCUAUCACUAUUUGCUGAGUGGUCUGGUCAUGGACGAUCGCUGGGAGAGCGAGAUAAUCGAAUUUGGUGCCAUUAACAUCACAGGAUUUCGCAUCGUGGACACGAACCGGCGGCUGGUGCGCGAAUUCUACGACAGCUGGAAGCGACUGGACCCCCAGAUGAGUGUGGGCGCUGGCCGUGAAUCGAUUUCGGCCCAAGCGGCGCUCAUGUACGACGCGGUCUUCGUCCUGGUUGAGGCUUUCAAUAAAAUCCUGCGCAAGAAGCCCGACCAGUUCCGGAACAAUGUCCAGCGUCGCAGCCAGACGCUGAUGGUGGCCCAGGCGGCUGCCUCGACCUCCAUGGAUGGUUAUAACUACACCGGUGGCGGGUCAAAUGGACCAGGUGGCAGUGGUGGUGGCGGCGGUGGCUAUGCCGGCAACGAUUCCGGCGGUUCAUCGCGAGCACUGGACUGUAACACGGCCAAGGGUUGGGUGAAUGCCUGGGAGCAUGGCGAUAAAAUAUCGCGUUAUUUGAGAAAGGUGGAAAUCGAGGGCCUAACCGGGGACAUCAAAUUCAACGAUGACGGCAGACGCGUCAAUUACACGCUGCACGUCGUCGAGAUGACAGUAAACAGCGCCAUGGUCAAGGUGGCCGAGUGGAAUGACGACGCUGGACUGCAGCCCCUAAAUGCCAAAUAUGUCCGUCUGCGUCCUCAUGUGGAGUUUGAAAAAAAUCGUACAUAUGUAGUGACCACUGUGCUGGAGGAACCCUACAUAAUGCUCAAGAAGGCCACGCAUGGAGAGAAACUGCUGGGAAAUGAACGCUUCGAGGGAUACUGCAAGGACCUCGCCGACCUGGUGGCCAAGGAGCUGGGCAUUAACUAUGAACUGCGAUUGGUCAAGGAUGGCAAUUACGGGUCCGAGAAGUCAACAGCCCACGGCGGCUGGGAUGGCAUGGUGGGGGAGCUGGUGCGCAAGGAAGCGGAUAUUGCGAUUGCCGCCAUGACGAUUACCGCUGAACGCGAACGUGUCAUCGACUUCAGCAAGCCGUUCAUGUCGCUGGGCAUCUCCAUCAUGAUUAAGAAGCCAGUGAAGCAGACGCCCGGCGUGUUCAGCUUCAUGAAUCCUUUAUCACAGGAAAUUUGGGUGAGCGUCAUCUUCAGCUACAUCGGUGUGAGCAUUGUGCUGUUCUUUGUGUCGCGCUUCUCACCACAUGAAUGGCGGCUCGUGCAACAGUCGCCGCAGCAAUCACAAUCGCCAGAUCCGCAUGCACAUCACGAACAGCUUGCCAAUCAGCAGCCGCCUGGCAUCAUCGGAGGUGCUCCUAUGGCCGUGCCCGCUCCACCCGGACCACCCACUCCGGGUGCCCAAUCUGCAGCCGGAGCUGCCGCACUGCAGGCCGCUCUAUCGGCUGCCGGUAAUCCGGGAUCCGGAGGCUCCUCAUCGUCGGCGGUGAACGAGUUUAGUGUGUGGAAUUCGUUCUGGUUUUCGCUGGCAGCCUUUAUGCAGCAAGGAUGCGACAUCUCACCGCGUUCAGUGUCUGGACGAAUUGCAGCCGCCUCGUGGUUCUUCUUCACAUUGAUACUGAUCUCCUCGUACACGGCCAACCUGGCCGCUUUUCUCACAGUGGAGCGAAUGGUGACACCGAUCAACUCGCCGGAGGAUUUGGCCAUGCAAACGGAGGUGCAGUAUGGAACACUACUGCACGGCUCCACCUGGGACUUCUUUCGACGCUCCCAAAUCGGACUCCACAACAAGAUGUGGGAGUAUAUGAACGCCAGGAAGAGCGUCUUCGUGAAUACCUACGACGAGGGUAUCAAACGCGUGCGCACCUCCAAGGGCAAGUACGCCCUACUGGUGGAGUCCCCCAAGAAUGAGUAUGUGAACGCCCGCGAGCCCUGCGACACAAUGAAAGUGGGCCGCAAUCUGGAUACAAAAGGAUUUGGCAUCGCCACGCCACUCGGUUCGGCGCUCAAGGACCCCAUCAAUCUGGCCGUGCUGAAGCUGACGGAGAACGCCGAACUGAUCAAGUUGCACCAGAAAUGGUGGUACGACAAAACGGAGUGCAGCAUCCACAAGGAGGCCUCCGCGCACAACGAGCUCUCGCUGAGCAAUGUGGCCGGCAUAUUCUACAUCCUGAUUGGCGGCCUCCUCGUCAGCGUGUUCGUGGCCAUCCUGGAGUUCUGCUUCCGCAGCAAGGACUCACGUUCCGCUUCCAGCGCUUCCGGCAUGUCCAUGUCGAUGGGCAUGGGCCGUGGCAUGGGCAUGGGCAUGGGGCUGGGCCAUGGCGCGGGCAGCGGUAGCCUGGGCAAAGCCAAUGGCUCCAUGAUGCUGGGACCCUCCAGCGCUGUUCCCUCGACGCACACACAUCAAAGGAGCGGUCUGACGGACACCAUGCACGCCAAGGCGAAAUUGACCAUUCAAGCGAGUCGCGACUACGACAAUGGACGCGUCGGGUACCUCAAUUGUGCCUCGUUGCAGUACUAUCCGCCCGCCCAGCUCUCGGCCACGCCCCCCGACGCCGGGGACGCGCUGCACAUGAAUGCCCACGGGCAGGUCUGACAUGAGCACGCGCAG
This is a messenger RNA of Drosophila serrata, 3897 nucleotides long. Its product is annotated as Glutamate receptor IB. The record is from RefSeq and is a predicted model, not a curated record. Gene Ontology annotation, cellular component: membrane. Lineage: Eukaryota; Metazoa; Arthropoda; Insecta; Diptera; Drosophilidae. Gene Ontology annotation, molecular function: ligand-gated monoatomic ion channel activity.